AUGACAGGCACUCCUACCAUCCAUGACAUAGAGCAAGAGAUUCUAGAUCUCGAAGCGCGUUUACGAAAGGCAAAGUCCCGUUUAGCCCAGGUUUCCGCCCCGCGCGACUCCGAGCCGCAGCCGCAGCCUCCACCGAACGGAAUUUCUUCCUCCGAAACAUACCAUGCCCUCCUACUCUUAUCAGACUCCGCCCUCCCUUUGGGCUCUUUCGCCUAUUCGAGCGGCUUAGAAUCCUACAUAGCUCACCAAAAGCCUCUCCCUCGCACAAUAACACCGGUUGCCUCAUUUCAACGCUUCCUGAAACUUUCCAUUGCCUCAAUGGGAAGUAUCUCACUCCCUUACGUGCUCACAGCCUACCGCAACCCAAUCGAGCUUGAAACGCUGGAUAACGAUCUCGACGCAUCAACACCAUGCCCUGUUGCGCAGCGUGCGAGUAUCGCGCAGGGACGGGCAUUGCUGGGUGUAUGGGAGCGGGCAUUUCGAAGCACAUAUGCGCAUGGUAAUGGGAACUGUCAACUCAGAGGCUCAAGGGUGCAGAGCGGCAUCAAGGCCGUCGCGGACUUUUCAGAAGCGUUGAAAUGCUGUAUGGACGACGAGCUAGGGGUUAAGGGCCAUUUUGCACCGCUGUGGGGUGCUGUGUGCUUGGCCAUGGGAAUGGGUGCUCGACAAACAGCGUACGUGUUCAUGUUGAACCACGCCAAAGCUGUUCUUAGUGCUGCUGUUCGAGCGUCAGUAAUGGGCCCAUAUCAGGCGCAGAAAAGACAAACUUCCGUAAUCCUGCGCCAUCGUCAUUCCCAUGACUCCAUGCAAAGGCUCCUUGCUAGUCCUACAACCGACACAACCCUUGUGUGGUUUGAGAUACCCGGAACACCGUAG
This is a messenger RNA of Aspergillus nidulans FGSC A4, 876 nucleotides long. RefSeq names its product urease accessory protein UreF. Bases 1 to 876 code for a protein of 291 amino acids. Lineage: Eukaryota; Fungi; Ascomycota; Eurotiomycetes; Eurotiales; Aspergillaceae. The transcript has 3 exons. Gene Ontology annotation, molecular function: nickel cation binding. The record is from RefSeq and is a predicted model, not a curated record.